This is a messenger RNA of Penicillium atrosanguineum, 789 nucleotides long. RefSeq names its product oxidoreductase, short-chain dehydrogenase/reductase family. The transcript has 4 exons. Bases 1 to 789 code for a protein of 262 amino acids. Lineage: Eukaryota; Fungi; Ascomycota; Eurotiomycetes; Eurotiales; Aspergillaceae. Gene Ontology annotation, molecular function: oxidoreductase activity. The record is from RefSeq and is a predicted model, not a curated record.
AUGACUUUUCCCUACAAGCAUGUUCUCCUUAUCGGAGCCACCUCUGGCAUUGGAUAUGCCAUGGCGAAUAAAAUGCUUGAACAAAACAUUCAAGUGACUGCUGUGGGCCGCCGCAAGGAACGCUUGGACGCGUGGGUGCAGGAAAGUGGCAGCGAAAAAGCCCAUGGCAAGGUCUUUGACAUCAGCAAUCUUGAUGCCAUUCCUCAAUUUGUGGCGGAGGUAGCCAGCCAGUUCCCCGAUAUCGACUGCGUCUUCAUAAAUGCUGGCUUCCAGCUUCAGAGCGAUUUUUCGUCCCCGCAGACCAUUGACCUGGCUGCUUAUCAUCAGAUAAUGCAUGUCAACUACACCGCUGCUGUGACUCUGGCCACAGCCUUUCUCCCAUUUCUAUCAGGGAAGGCAACACCGACAAGUCUGGUCUUUACGGAAUCUAAUCUCGCGAUUGUACCCGCGUUUAUCAUGCCCGGUUAUUGCGCAUCCAAGGCGGCUUUGAACACAUUCGCCAUGUGUCUCCGAGUUCAAUUGCGAGAGGCCAAGUCCAAUGUCAAUGUGAUUGAAGUCUUUCCUCCGGCUGUUCAAACGGAGCUCCAUGACUACAUGGGAGCCGAAAAGGGCCGCCAAAUGGGAAUGCCCCUGGGAGAAUUCACGGAAAAAGCCUGGCAGGGACUAGCCAGUGGUGAUGAUGAGGUCUAUGUCGGGUGCGUUGGGCCGGAGGACCGCUUCUUCAGCAUCGCUCGGCAACGCCGUUCUGCUUGCGAGGACUUUGCUCAGAUGAUGCGAAACAGACACUAG